Molecule: messenger RNA, 6189 nt
Organism: Cavenderia fasciculata
Lineage: Eukaryota; Evosea; Eumycetozoa; Acytosteliales; Cavenderiaceae
Gene: amiB
Product: putative mediator complex subunit 13
Exons: 8
Coding region: 1-6189 (2062 amino acids)
Biological process (GO): regulation of transcription by RNA polymerase II
Cellular component (GO): mediator complex
Molecular function (GO): transcription coregulator activity
Source: RefSeq, a predicted model, not a curated record
AUGAAUCAAGGAGUAGCAUCAUCAAUGAUGAUGGAUCAUCAGCAUCACCAACAGGCUCCUUCAUCACCAACUAUGGGCAAUGCACCAAACACAGCCUCUUCAACUUCAUCAUCGAUGUCUAACACUAUGAUCAACAAUCACUCUUCAUCCUCUAUUCCAUUGUCUUCAAUGAUCACUAAUAUAUUUGAUACUGGAGUAAAUCAAGUACAAUGGUACAAGUUUAAAUAUAUACAACCUCUACAACAACAACAACAACAACAGGUAUCACCAACAUCAUCACCUAUGAUGACUGACCAUUUAUCAGCUGCAUCUGCUACAUAUAGUAAUAAUACCUCUUCAUCGUCAACCAAUAAAUCAUCUGCAUCUACGACAGCGACAGCGACAGGAAGCAUUCAAUUCAAUGAUCCAGUAAUACAAGCAUAUCUAAGAUUAACUGAUUUAAAUAUACCUUGUAUUUGGAUAAAUUAUGCAAAGCAUCAACAACAGCAACAACAACAACAACAUAAUAAACCACAGCAGCAACAACAACAACAACAACAACAACAAGUACCUAAACCAUCAUCACCUCCAUUAUAUUCAACUAGUACACCAAGUCCACCUCAACAGAAAUCACCUUUAAUCAACUUAAACAAGUCUGUACAGACUUUAGGUAGUACAGCACCCAGAACACCAACUACUACUACUACCACGGCACUCAAUUCAUCUACAUCUCAUUCACCGAUCAUUGUCACUGGAUCACCAUUACAAUAUACUCCACCACUUGAAGAUAAAAAGGUGAUGAUGAAUGAUCAACAACAGCAACAACAACAACAAUCACAAGAAGGUGUAGAAUUAUGGGUAUUUGAUAUAAACAAUGAAUUUAAUGAAAUAUUACAAGCAACUUUAUCUUUAUCAAAUGUUGAAUCCGGUAAAUGGCAAGCCAAUUCAAAUUGUAAUCCAUUAAUUACAACUUUAUUAUUUAAAUCAUUAUUUAAUCUUGUUGAACAUAAAAUGAUAUCAAAUGAUUAUAUUAAAUUGGGUAAUUCAUUUAUUAAAAAGUCGUCAUCUUCAUUGGUUAGAGAUUCACUUCAUGGUUUAUCAAAGAAAAGAAAUCAAUCAAAAGAUCUUUAUUUUGAAUGUUUAAAGAAUUUAAAUGAUGAUGAUUAUAGUCAAAUAUCAUAUUCAUUUAAUUUCUUUUUAUCAAAUCAAUCGAUAUUAUUUCAUUUAUUUGUUGAAAGAAAAAGAAUCAAGAAUCUACAACAAUUUUCAAAACCUGAAUAUACAAAUUCACCAAUAAUAGCAGCACCAAAUUGUUUUAUUGGAUAUUUAAAAAAGAAUAGUUUAAUAACCUCUGAAGAUCCAAAUUUUAUGCUUACAUCACAGCAAUGGAAACAACUUUUCAAUAUCAAUAUAAGUUCUUCUUCUUCUUCUUCUUCUUCAUCCUCAUCCCCUAAAACACAACAACAAAAGAAAUCAAAGAGUGGAUAUUUUUAUUACUAUCAUCAAUUGUCAGAUAAUGGGUCACCCAACAAUAAUAAUAAUAAUAAUCAGAAUAAUAAUAAUAAUAAUAUUUCAGUAUUGGAUAAACCAGUAUCAUUAGAAUUGUAUGGUAUUAGUACAUUAUCAAGAGGACUGUACUUUCCAACAGAAUUGUUGUUCAAGUAUAUACCAUUUACAUCUGACCAUUUUACAAAAUUCUAUCAUUACAAAUUAAAAGAAUAUGGAUUAGAGAAUGAGGAAAAGAGUACCUAUUCAUUACUUGAAAAAGGGUUACCCAUCCCAUUACCUGCCAAUCUCGUAGCAGGAGGAGGAACAUCUAAAAGAACUAAUUUAGUUUCUAAACAACAACAACAAGUAAAAAUUAAUGGAGAUAAAAAGGAAGUGGUAAAGAGCGUUGAUUAUUGGAAUUAUCAAUUACCUCAUAUAAUAUUCAAACAAGAUCAACAACCUUUACAAUCGAUCACAUCAGCUGCCGGAGGACAAUCACAACAAAUGUUGUCACCGUUGGCAUCACCAUUCCCAGCCUCUCCUUCGGGACACUCACCAUUUGUACAAAACUCAUCACCAAAAUCACCGACAUCACCCAUGACAUCUCCAAUAGACGAAAACCAACCAUCCCCUUCCUAUGCCAACCAUCCAGAUGGACAAUUGGCAGACAACAACAAAAACAAGAGAACUGCAACGGCAUCGGCCAAAGCACCCAAAAAGGGAGGACGAACAGGUACAAAACGAAACAAAAAGGAUGAUGAACCAGCAUCUGUUCCAAAUCAAGAAGAACAGAAAAAGACAACCAAAGUAUUACCAAUACAACAAAUUCAAAAUUUACAAUCAACCGUACCAACUAGUAGUAGUAGUAGUAAUUCAAAUAAUUCAAAUAGUUCAACAAAUGUAAACAAUCCAAUUCAACCACCUUUACCAACAACCACAUCGACAACUUCAACUACUAGUACUACGACGACUACUACUACAACAACUAUUAAUAAUAAUAUGACAACAACUAUUCCAACGACAGCAGCCAAUAUACCAACAGCACCACCAAAUAAUUAUUCAAUCAAUUCAUCAAUUGAUUUAUUUGGUAGUGAUUCGAUUGAACAAGCUGGAUUGUCGGCAUAUAAAAAGGAUGAUGAUUUAAUGCAUCUUUCAGAUACAGAGAUUGAUUUGGAUUCUUGGCAAAAUGCAUAUUCUACCAUUAAUAGUGCUAGAGUACCAUCAUUACCAAUACAACAACCACCACAACAACCACCGCCAACUAUCACUCAACCUCCUACUUUACCAAUUCAAUCACAACAACAAGUAACAGUUCAUCCACCAAUUCAAAUUCAACAAACUACUACUCCAAGAAAUAAUAAUAAUAUUAAUAAUAAUAAUAAUAAUAAUCAAAAUGUAACAAAUCAACAAGAACAACAACAAAACAAAAAUAUUAAUAAUAAUAAUAAUCAAAAUAAUAAUAAUAUUGGUGGUAAUGGAACAACAAUUGUAACAAUGAAUACACCAGUAGAUUUACCAUCAGGAAUUGUUAUUAUACCAUAUAUAGCACCAUCAUUGAAUAAUAUACCAACCAUGCCAGAUGAACCAUACCAAUCACCAAUAGCAACCGGUGGUGAACAUGGUCACAAUAACAUGUCGAACAUUCCAUUAUACCAUCCGGCGCUGAGUCGAGAAUCAUCCAUGUCUAGUGUACAUGAUGGUACAUCUGGUGGUCAGCAACCAGGUGGAAUGGGUGCAGCCAGUGUAGACUCACAGGGUAGUGUCGGAGGUAUGAUUGGAUCUGGUAACAAGUAUCUUAGCUCUCCCACCAUGACUGCAGGAUCACUUUUGCAUCCAAUCAUCCCAUACACACCUACACCAGACACUCUAUCACUUGGAGGUGUUGGAUCGGGUGAAAAUGUAUCUAUCAGAAAAUCGGUAGAUGAAUCUGUUGAAGGACUGGCAUCUGUAUAUAGUAACAUGACAGUGUCCAAAUUGGGUGGUGGUAGUGGUGAUGGUGGACAAUUUAAUCUUGGUGUAUCCAAUCAACCAUCCCUCUUGGCCAAGACCAAAAAACCAUAUUACUGUGCACCAUCGUACAAACCAAUCGAUGAAACUUCACUACCAUACAAUACGAAAUUUGAAUAUUCCUAUGUCCCCAAUUCAAAAUCAAAUCUAUCAUCAACUAGUAAUACAAUUAAAUAUACUCCUCAAAUUUCAAAACAACAACAACAACAACAACAAUCAAUAGUUCAACAACAAUUACAAACAGUACCACAACCACCAAUAAUUCAACAAGUUCAACAACCAAACACAAACAACGUUGUUUCAUCUUCUUCUACAAAUAUUAAUAAUCAACCAAUAGUUCAAGCACCAAUUAAUAAUAAUAAUAAUAUGAAUAUAUCAAAUCCAAAUUCACCAAUUGAAGAAUUAUAUCAAAAUAAUAAUAAUAAUAGUUCAGCAUUAUUUUCAUUUUAUGAUUGUGGAGGAUCACCACCAUUAAAUAGUUAUCAACAACAAAACAAAUCCAAUUCUUUAGUUUCUCGAUUAAAUUUAAAUUCAGAAGAAUAUCAAGAGAUGGCCUAUUUGGUACAACAAUUGGCACAAUCAAAUUAUGAUACACAUCAAGGAUACUCUAUUGAUAAUAGUCCCAUUACAAUCCAAACGGUGGAAGCAUUUUUGGAUGAAUGGGUGAGAUCAUUGAGUAGCAGUGGUAGUUUGUACUCGGGUGCCAAUAUGGCAAGUCGUAGUAAUAGUAUGUUGACAGAAGAGAUUUCAUCAGAGGCAGUAUUUUCAGCAUUGAAUCCAUUAUCGGCAAGUGCAUUGGUAGAUGUCACUUCAAGAGGAUUAUUUUCAUUUUCUCAAGUCAUUCAAUCGGUCUUUAAAAAUAGUCCAAAUGCUCAAUCACCAUUUACAGUCGAUAGUAUUGGAGAGAUUGAAUGGUUACCCAUUCCCAAAUUGGUUGUUGGAUAUAAAGAGGAAUGGAUGGAAAUUCCAUCUACCCUCGUUAGGUAUUGGGAAAAGUCGCUAUUGGAACCCUACUCACCUAAAAAGAAUAUAACCUAUUAUGUCAUUUGUCCAGACAGUCCACUUAUGAAGACAAUGGUACCAUCAUUCUUUACCGAUGUCAGUUGUAUCUAUGAAACCAAUCAUUUCGGUCAUCACCAAACCCCCAAAACCACCUUUCCUUUGCUCCUAAACGGUAUAUUCUAUGUACCAUCGGGACAUUCAACAAGUGGCAAUGUCAACAAUUACCUACAAGCUUGUAAAAAAUUGGCAGAACAUGUUAAAGAAAAUUCUUUACAAUAUAAUGAAAAUAAUUGUAUUGUCAUUUAUAUCAUUAAUCCUUUUAAUGAUAGUAAUGUCGGUAAUGGAGUAGAUUCAAAUAUUUCAUAUAGUCAACAACAAAGAGAAAUAAUGUUGUUUAUGAAUCAAUGUUAUAAAUCAAUUAUUAAAGAUACUUCAGUUUGUGAAUCUUUAAAUUUAACUUUACAAUUUAUACCAAUUGAACAAAUAUUUUUAGGAGAUUCACAAAAUGUAUCAAUUAUAAAGGAAAUUGUACAUUCUGUAUUUAACAAGUGUCGUAGAAUUUCAACUAUAUCAUCCAAUUUUAAUAGUCCAAGUAAUGAUAGUAAUAGAUGGUGUAGAAAAUUUGCAGAUAAAAUCUAUGAACCAUUAUUUAUUUUAUCAAAUCCAAUAACUCCUCCAUUACCAGGAUCCUCUCCUUCUCACCACAACAACAACAAUAACAACCAAUCGUCGUCAUCAUUAAUGUAUCAAAAUAUUAUUCAUUUUUCAUAUAUGAUUUCUGAAAAUGAAAAAUGGAUAUCAUGUGCCAUUACAGAUGAAAGAGGUGAAUUGUUGGAGAAUAGAUUGGUUCCUAUUACCUAUACUAUCAAUGGUAAUAUUGGAUGGCAUCAUACUAUCCAAAAUGUUUGGUCCUAUAUAUCAGAGGUUUGUAACUUGACCCUUCUCACCAACCUAAAGAUUGUUAUUGGUAAAUUUGGUAUCAUCUCUAAAGAAGAAUAUGAUGAAUGGACUAGAAACAUCUCCACCAUUCAAAUUGAAUCAUUAUUACCAUUUGAUUUUGUUGUAUUUAUCAAUUUAACAAUGCAACCAAACUUUCAAAUAUUUUCUUUGGAAUCUUCAAAUUCAAAAUUAAAUAAUAAUAACGUUAAUAAUAAUAAUGUUAAUAAUAAUAGUGAAAAUUUAUAUUUACCAACAUUUCCAUUAAAAGGAUUGUCAUAUGCAAUCUUUAUGAAAUCACCAUUGGUAUAUUCUUAUCAUCUCUAUAAUAUACAACCACAGUUAACUUCGUUGAUUGUCACAUCUUCAUUGAAUCAGCAACCAACUAGUUUAUCAUCGAGUAGUAGUGGUGGUAGUAAUAAUAAUAUUAAUAAUAAUAGUAACAACAAUAAUAAUAAUAAUAAUAAUAAUAAUAAUAAUACAAAUACCAAUUCAAACUCUAAUCCAAAUUCAAAUGCAUCAAAUUCUUCGACCAAUAAUAAUCAAGAAAGAAAAGAUUGGCCAAUUGUUUAUAUGUUAUCAUAUAUUGGAUGUUACUCACAAAAAUCACCACAACAAUAUUUAUUUGAUCAGGAAUUAUUUUUCAAGCAUAUAACUAGGUCUUAUCAUAGACUGAGUUAUUUAAAUAUUUCUCCACGAUUUACUGAUAGAUAUUCAGUUUUACCUUUACACUUUUCAAUUACAAAAUGUAUGAGUAAAAUGUCAAUGAAUAUUUAA